AUGGCCCCACGUCGACACAAUAUCGGUGCUAGCCGCCGCCGGAGAAGAGACGACGAGGGCGAAGAUGAGGGAUCGCUAGACGGAGAACUGGAGGACGACUCUCUGAGCGAAGGAUCCAUUAUCAGCCACCCAGAUGACGAGGAUGCCGAUGGCGAAGGCAGCGAUGAGAGCGAGGACGAAGCCUCUGUGGCCCGGGAAACAGGCAAUACCCAUGCUCCUCAACACAAUGGCCGUACGCCCGCGGUAAACCAGAAGCUCGGGCGCCGCCAUUCUGCCUCUCCUGGGAAACGCCACACAGUCACCGCUAUGUCCGAUACAGAGGCUAUGCUGAACGGACUGAGGCUGUCCGAUGAGGCAACUGAGGUGGCCGAAAUCCAUUUUGAUGAUAUGAAGGGGGGGCUGGGCCAGCCGACUGGGAGGACUCCAUCGGCGCCUCCGGCAGAACCAAAACAAGAGAGUCUGACGGAGAGGAAGCGCCGUGAUCUUGAGAAGUAUACAAAGGAAAAGGACGAGAACCCGGCGUUCGUGCCCACCCGAGGUAGCUUCUUCCUUCACGAUAAACGCUCGACUGAUUCCGCAACCAACGGUUACAAGUCGUUUGCCAAGUCCAAGUCGAGGCCAUACGGUCUCAUCGUGGACGGCAAUGUGCGCAAAAACCACGUCAAACCAAUCGCCAGCGAAAAACCGUGGACACACGAUUUGCAUGAUACUGUUGCUGGGGAUGAUGCCCCGGUGUCGAAACUCCCAGCACUGCCUCCGCCUAUUUCGACUUAUCCCCAAAGCCAGUCCCUACAGCCCCUCGGUCGUCGCCGCCCAAUAGAUCUUUCUCGAACACUACGCUGA
Molecule: messenger RNA, 843 nt
Organism: Aspergillus sclerotioniger CBS 115572
Lineage: Eukaryota; Fungi; Ascomycota; Eurotiomycetes; Eurotiales; Aspergillaceae
Exons: 2
Coding region: 1-843 (280 amino acids)
Biological process (GO): mRNA processing
Cellular component (GO): exon-exon junction complex
Molecular function (GO): mRNA binding
Source: RefSeq, a predicted model, not a curated record